This is a messenger RNA of Pygoscelis adeliae (Adelie penguin), 6077 nucleotides long. RefSeq names its product salt-inducible kinase 2 (gene SIK2). Gene Ontology annotation, cellular component: cytoplasm. The record is from RefSeq and is a predicted model, not a curated record. The coding region runs from base 1 to 2763 and encodes 920 amino acids. Gene Ontology annotation, molecular function: protein serine/threonine kinase activity; tau-protein kinase activity; ATP binding. NCBI's taxonomy places the organism in Eukaryota, Metazoa, Chordata, Aves, Sphenisciformes, Spheniscidae. The transcript is spliced from 16 exons. Gene Ontology annotation, biological process: intracellular signal transduction; protein phosphorylation; microtubule cytoskeleton organization.
AUGACGUGUGAAAUAAUGAACAGUAGUGAAAAAGCUCUCCGAACAGAUGAAGGAUUAGUCGUCUACAGAAGAAUAGUAGCCAUUGCUCCUCAGAUGAAAAUGAAACCCUUCCGACUAUAUGUCCUUACGGUUCACAGUUAUGCUUUUAGCUGUCUGGUGGCAAUAAAAAUUAUUGACAAAUCUCAGCUGGAUGCUGUGAAUCUGGAGAAGAUCUACCGAGAAGUGCAGAUAAUGAAAAUGCUUGAUCACCCACACAUUAUAAAGCUGUACCAGGUGAUGGAGACCAAAAGCAUGUUGUACCUUGUGACAGAAUUUGCCAAAAAUGGAGAAAUUUUCGAUUAUCUCGCCAGCCAUGGCCGUCUAAGUGAGUCUGAGGCCAGGCGCAAAUUCUGGCAGAUCCUCUCAGCAGUGGAGUAUUGCCACGGUCGAAAGAUUGUUCACCGUGACCUGAAGGCUGAAAAUCUUUUGCUUGACAACAACAUGAACAUCAAAAUAGCAGAUUUUGGAUUUGGAAAUUUCUAUAAGAGUGGUGAGCCUCUGACGACAUGGUGUGGAAGCCCACCAUAUGCAGCCCCAGAAGUCUUUGAAGGACAGCAAUACGAGGGACCCCAGCUGGAUAUCUGGAGCAUGGGUGUAGUUCUUUAUGUUUUGGUCUGUGGAGCACUACCUUUUGAUGGACCAACGCUCCCCAUACUGAGGCAACGCGUUCUUGAAGGGAGGUUCAGGAUCCCUUAUUUUAUGUCAGAAGAGUGUGAACAUCUGAUUAGAAAAAUGUUGGUCCUAGACCCAUCCAAACGGUUAACUAUUGCUCAGAUUAAGGAGCACAAGUGGAUGCUUAUAGAAGUUCCUGCACAGAGACCUAUUCUUUAUCCACCAGGAGAGGAGAAUGAGCCUUCCAUUGGAGAGUAUAAUGAGCAGGUCUUACGGCUAAUGCACAGCCUUGGAAUAGACCAACAGAAAACUAUUGAGUCUCUGCAGAACAAGAGUUAUAACCACUUUGCUGCUAUCUACUACUUGUUAGUGGAAAGACUCAAAUCACAUCGGAGUAGCUUCCCCGUGGAACAGAGACUUGAUGCUCGUCAGCGUCGGCCAAGCACCAUCGCUGAGCAGACAGUAGCCAAGGCACAAGCUGUGGUACCCUCAGUUAACUUGCAUUCACAAAAUGCAAGGUUGUUGCAGUCUCCAGGCCUUCCCUCAGCUUCAGGAGCAGAAGCCUUUUCAUUCCCUCCAUCCAGCUGCCAGGGAGAGACAGCUUUUAUGGAGGAAGAAAGAGUUGAGACACCAAAGGUAAAUGGCUGCCUGCUAGAUCCUGUACCUCCUGUGGUGAUUAGGAAAGGAUGCCAAUCACUGCCUACCAGCAUGAUGGAAACUUCUAUUGAUGAAGGAAUAGAGACAGAAGGAGAGUCAGAAGAUGACCCUGCACAGGCAUUUGCAGCCCUCCAAGCAGCUCGCUGUGGGAAGCGACGUCACACUCUGGCAGAAGUUACCAAUCAGCUGGUGAUGAUGCCAGGCACAGGGAAAGUCUACUCAUUGGAUGAAAACUCAUCUCUAGGUAGCAUUGAUUCAGAGUACGACAUGGGAUCCAUUCAGAGAGAUAUUAAAUUCCUGGGAGACACCCCUUCCUUGAAAGAAAUGGUGCUAACUAACCAACAAGCACCCAGAAUGACAACACCUUUCAUAGGUCUGAGACCUGCCAAUCCAGCCAUGCAAGCACUCACCUCCCAAAAGCGAGAGACCCACAACCGCUCUCCUGUCAGUUUCCGAGAGGGGCGCAGAGCUUCUGACACAUCCCUCACACAAGGAAUUGUAGCAUUUAGACAGCACCUCCAGAAUCUGGCACGAACCAAAGGAAUCCUGGAACUGAACAAAGUCCAGUUGCUGUAUGAGCAGAUGGGAUCAGAAGAAGAACAUUCUCUGACAUCAACUGCCACCCAGUUGCAGGACCUCAUUAAUAGUCCACCGCAGGAGGAAGCAUCUCAGCAGCAGCAGGAAGCUGCAUCUGCUUUCCCUAAUGGUGCACAUCCCCCAUUAUUAUCCAGACGGCAGAGCUUAGAGACACAGUACUUACAACACAGGCUCCAGAAACCCACUCUACUAUCAAAAGCUCAGAAUACUUGCCAGUUAUACUGCAAAGAAUUGCCCCGGAGUCUGGAACAGCAGUUACAGGAGCACAGGCUGCAUCAGAAGCGACUCUUUCUCCAGAAGCAGUCCCAGCUGCAGGCCUAUUUUAACCAGAUGCAAAUAGCUGAGAGCUCAUACCCAAGGUCAAGUCAACUGCCACUUUCAUGCCGGGGGGAGGAGCAACAACAGCAGCAGCAGCAAUCAACCCAGUUCAGCUUGCAGCAGCCUCUGAGCCCUGUGAUGGAGCCUUCCUCAGAACAAAUGCAAUACGACCCCUUCCUCGGUCAAUACCAGAAGGUACAGCUGGAUCCACUGCCACCCUCCCAGAUCACCAGCUCAUCACGGUUGUCAUCACCAGUUCAGGUGCAGCAGCCGCCACAGUCCUUACCAUAUUCAUAUCAGACUUGUGAAUUGCCUGUUGUCACCUCUUCUGAGCCAGACUACCCAGACCAGUGCCAAUAUUCCAUGGACCCAGCACAACAGAGCAGUGUAGCAUUGCCUGACAGCCAGAGCAGCUCAGCAUCUCAUGAGUCCCAGUCAAAUUAUGAUGCAUUAACCCUCUCAGAAUUGCCUGGACUCUUUGAUUGUGAAAUGAUGGAGACUGUAGAUCCCCAGCACAGUGGCUAUGUCCUGGUGAAUUAAUACAUGGAGUGACUAACAUGAGAGUGGAAGACAGGACAAAUGGAGAAGCAUGUGAAUUUUUGUUUUUUGUUCCUAGCCCAAAGUUCAUGGUAACUUUUCAACCCUUGAAUUAACAGGGGAACUAAAAAUCCACCUGACUGGAAAAAAAGCAGGAGGUGGCAAGAAGCAUUUGGCCACUAGUUCCUCUUGCUGGUGGAAGGGGCUAGAGAAUAGAUAGUGCAGUUUAAUCCCACAAAGAACUAGUUUGCACAGGAGGAGGCAAAAAAAGUGAAUUUUAGAGGAAGGAAAUAGCCCCUUCUAAAAAAAAAAAUGGGGAGUGUGUCAGCAUUCAUCUAACAUUCACUUGGAGAAAUGAGAAUGAGUGCACAUUGUAUUGUACUUCUUGGCAAUAAAAGCAAUAGUUUUCAUUGAAAUUCAGGGUAGAUUUGGGUCUGCGCUGAUGGCAACUGUAAUACUACUCUUGAAACAGUAGCAUGAGGUGGAAUUAAAGGAAAGUUGCACUUUUGCAUCCAAUUUGCUGGUUAAGCUGUUGAUCUGGAACUACUCCAUGGUAAGUCUCCGAGAUCACCAGGCAUCUCAGGCAGCCUCCACUUCCUCCUGCUAGCAAAUAAACAGUAUUUCCCAAGCCUGCCAAGGAACUCUUAACUGUCCACUAAAGGAAGCUUCUGGAUCUCUUCUAAGUGACAUCUUGAUUUUGUCAAAAGAUACCUGGAACUGACAUGGGGCACCACAGUGGUUUGUAGAGUCCUCUGGGUGGGGAUCAGAAUACUAAAGGAUAAAGGAUUAGCUAAUGGAGAGAAUGAAGGUAAGAAGUACUAUGAGAAAAAUCAAGAGCUGCAGCCAAUGGCAUUAAAAAAAAAAUCCACCUGGGUGGCUUUUGAAAUCAACCCUUUUUGCAGGCAGGCCUUUGUGGAGGGCUCUGUUUUGGAGAAGUUCCAAUCACUGGAAAGGAUCCAUCUGUCCUUCCGUCGCAUUUUAAAAACGAGCAAACAAACUGUGUUUUGAAUUUGCAGUAUGUGUUGCUGGUGGUUUAUUGAGCUUUGUAUAUUUGGACAAUUACUUAGGGUUUUAGAACUUAAGGAUAAAAACAAUGAGCUUAAAAAAAAAACCCCUGUGAAGUGAUAGUGCUGUGCCUUUUUCAGUUCUUUAUCAGCCUAUAUGCUUUUUUCUGAAGAAAGUAGACAAUACUCCAUUUAUAUCCUUGCUAUAGCCAAAGUCCCUUCAGAGCACACGUUCCACCAUGUGGAACAUAGUGUUUAACUUUCUUAGUGUUUUGAUUGCUCGUGUAUAUAUAACAUUGAAAGUAUUACAGCAAUAUUUAGCAUCGUGAACUGUUGAUGUAUCAACCAUUUCAAGAAAUACUAAACUCAACAAGCAGUUGUGUCUCCAGAACUUUCAGUCAUGAAAUGCAAGUCAUAGAGGAUUGUUUAGGAAUCUGCAGAAAGUUUAGGUGUCUAGUUUGGGUUUUGUCUCUAGCCUUUAAGUAUUGUGGGACAUUACAGAAUGAUAGACAAAUGAGGCUCACAGCUAGAAAGUUUAGCCCUUUUCUGAGCAAACAUUAAGCACAAUUGCAGAUUCAUUAAAGCACAAAGAAUGGCAGAGAAACUGUGCUGAUCACAUAUGUAGAAAACACCACUGUUUGCUGGAAAGUUUGGUGAGCUAAGGUCUUUGAUACUACAAAUAAUGAGGGUGUAGUCACCAAACUCAAAGUUUGGGUAUUCAGGGCAUGUGGUCACUUAAAUGGAAUGGGUUGAACAGGUAGCAGAAGGAAGAAACAAACAAACAAACAAAAGUACUUCAGGUAUGUUGGUUCUUCCAUAUUUGUCAAAUCACAGAUCCUACCAAGCUAGAAAGGCGUUCUCAAAGCUGCUCUCUUUUCCUUCACUAGAAAGGUGGAUAAAUGAGACAGCAUUUACAGCAAUAAGACUGCGUUUUAACAUGGAAUAGUGGGACUUCAGUCACUGCAUUGUAGGCUGUGUGAAGGAGGGAAGGGUUUAACAGCUGACAGAGGGCACCUUGCUUCCUGUAUACUACAAUUAGAGACGCAACUCCUGUUGCUAUGUAGCCUGCUCUGAUUUGAGUCCAGCUGCACAACUGGACCAAUUCCAUAAGUGCUCAGCUUCUACCUCUGGUAUCAGUGAUUCUCAAGGCAUCAGCAAAGGAGAGUUUAAAGAACAGGGAUCACAUCCAUACGCUACUUAUGUGAUGCAAGAUAAAGAGGGCUAGAAAACUCUAGUUUAAAUAGCUGAGAGGAGAAAGAAAAGGUUUUUAUUGUGUGGUUUCCCUUCAAAAGGAAACUCACCUGACACAGUAAAUAGCUAUGGAACACAGAAACCCCUGUGACACCUUAAGUGACUAACAAAGGGAAAGGAAACAGCUUGACAAAUACUGCAGCAUAACAGACCAGGCAUUUCACUACUGCAAAAAAAGAAAAAGAGGCAGAGUCCUGUCCUUUCAUUCCUUCUUCCCUACCCCACAGUAUAAUAAACACCUUCUGGAAUUUUAAUAUCUGAUCAAGCACUCAAGGAACUAUGUGGCAAAAACUGCUAACAGGACACGCAACACCUAUGGAGACAGGUCCAGUUCUGCUCCAGGAGCUGGGUUACUGCCAUAACUAUAACCACUUCCUUCCCCAUCCAACUCCAGGAUACUGUACAUUUCAGGACUCAAAGAUAAAAAUAAAUCUGUUCUUGAGUUCUGCAGUUCAUUUAUCAGGAUGUGCCAACUAGUCUAAGCUCAAUUGAGCUUUGCAGUGCUGGUAAGGGGGAAGCUACAGUGUUUUUUAAAUGUAGUUUAGACUGACUUUUCCCCUCAACCAAAAGCAUAUUUAAUGUUUCAUGUAAGUUCCUUUAAGCCAAUUAGAAUAAAAGGCUUCUAAUGCCUUCUAAUACGGCAGAGUAUCCAUUGGGCACCACUUCGUACUACUCUGAAGUGGCUUUUGUGUUCAAAUCUGUUAUGUCUAACAUUAGAGAACCGUGUACACUACUGUUAGAGUAAUUAUUAGCUUUAUUAUCUUAUAUUACAGACUCCUUUGAAGAGACUUUGGUGUGAUGUAUAUGGGGUAAAAAUUUCAUAUGGAGAAAAGUGCAAUAUGUGUGUGUGUGGUAUGUUCUUUAAUGUAUUUUUUUAAGGAGUUAGAGGGUUUAGUCUCUGCUUUGGGAUAAAUGCACUAGUUUUGUGAGCUCCAGUUUGGCAAGUUCAUCUGUAGUAUUUACAUGCAACUGAUAUGCUGGACUCUGUAAAGCAAUUACAGUGUAUUAAUACAAAAUAAAGAAUAUGUGCAUUUCAUUUUUAAAUAUCUAGUGAGCUAAAGC